Messenger RNA from Oryza sativa Japonica Group (Japanese rice), 1126 nucleotides. Its product is annotated as Golgi SNAP receptor complex member 1-1. Gene Ontology annotation, biological process: vesicle fusion; endoplasmic reticulum to Golgi vesicle-mediated transport. Gene Ontology annotation, cellular component: cis-Golgi network; Golgi medial cisterna; SNARE complex. The record is from RefSeq and is a predicted model, not a curated record. Gene Ontology annotation, molecular function: SNAP receptor activity. Lineage: Eukaryota; Viridiplantae; Streptophyta; Magnoliopsida; Poales; Poaceae.
CGAUUAGUCGACCACCCAAACCUGAUGUCUCUCCCUCUCCAACACAUCGGCAACCAACCACCCUCAACCUCUCCUCUCUGCUCCGCUCCGCUCCGUCCUCCCGUUGAUUCGCUCGCCGCGCCGCGCCCCGCCCGCGCGCUGAGAUCCGAACGGCCGCCCUUCCCCCCCGCCGAGAUCGAUCUCCACCCCCCCACGACCGCUAAGACGGCGCCGACGAGGCGGGAGCCAUGGAGGCGUCUUCUUGGGACGCCCUUCGCAAGCAGGCAAGGAGGUUGGAAGCUCAGUUAGAUGAUCAAAUGAUUGCAUACCGUAAAUUGGUGUCUAUGAAAUCAGAUGGUUCAGAGAAUGAUAUCGAGUCUGAUAUAGAAAGAUCACUGAAGCAGCUUCAGCAAGUAAAUUCUCAAAUGCAAACUUGGGUAUCAUCAGGAGGCUCUGAAGUUCUUUCUCACACAUUGACCCGUCAUAUGGAGAUUUUGCAAGAUCUUACUCAGGAAUUCUAUCGGCUUCGAUCAAGCCUCAGAGUGAAGCAACAACAUGCUUCGCUCCUUGACCUAAGAGAUUUUGACAGAGCAAAGUUUGAUGUUGAGAGUGGAGACUCAGCCGAUCAAGCUCUUCUUAGAGAACAAGCUGCAAUCAGUAGGAGUUCUGGACAGAUGGAUAAUGUGAUAUCACAUGCUCAAGCAACGCUAGGAACUCUCAUGUCACAACGAUCAACAUUUGGUGGCAUCACUACAAAGAUAAGCAAUGUUAGUAGCCGGCUUCCUACGAUCAAUCAUAUCCUCGCGUCAAUUAGAAGAAAGAAGUCGAUGGACACAAUCAUUCUUUCACUUGUCGCGUCUGUCUGCGCCUUUCUUAUUCUCGUCUACUGGUUGUCAAAGUAGGGGCUGUCAACUUGUCAUAGCAAAGGCAUUAGGGUGUUGUAAGUUUGGAUCACACUGUCAGUGCAGAUAAUCGAGAUUGGUGUUUGUACAAUAUUGAUUCAAUGUUAUCCUGUUUUGAUGGUUCUUCAGGCAUUGUGCCUCUCACUGCACAGCCGCAUGACUUCUAGUAUCGACUGGACCCAUAUACUACAUGUACUUGUACAUGAAUACGUGUGAUUUCCUGAAUGAAGAUUAGUUUGGCAUUU